AUGGACUAUAAGCGAAAGCAAAUCUCGACCGUGUUUACGCCGGUCAACAAGCGCACCAGGGCCGACGGCAGCCAACCGCCGCCGGUUGAGAGCCCCACAGUACCGCCUGUGAAGACCACAGCCGAUAUGUCAACUGAAAUUGACGACCCAGGGACUCUGCGACACCCAUUAGUCAGUAUUUCUAAUUCAGGGUCGGGCUGUGACUCAAGCACAGCGCCGACACGCAACUCAACCUCUGAUUCCGAAUUGGCUGUGAAUAGCCACCCCAAGUCGGUCGUUUCUAACAACAGUGCAUACGCGGCGUGCAUGAAAACCAGAAUCCCUUCGAGCAGAAAGUGGGGCUCUGCGUUCGAGAGGGAGAUGCACGGCGUAAUGCAAAAAUAUUUUUACAAGGACAUCCCCGACCUUAUCGACCUGGCUGCGCCAAGAAACCAAGCGUCCAAGGAGAAGGCUAACGAGUAUAUUGCCACAAUUUGCAACACGCUGGAGAUAAUUGCAACCACUAGUUCCAGCAACAUGAACGCCGAUAUUUUGUGCGGUGGGCUGUGGAAGGUCGACUCUCGGCCAGAUAGCGAAAACGAAGUGCUGAGGAGCAAGCUGAAAACCGAUUAUGCCGCCUUUGACAACUGGAUAAACCCGCAUUUCGAUGACAGCGAUAGCGACGGCGACAGUGAUAACGAAAGUGAUGGCGGCAGCAAUAUAACCGAGAGAUCGUGCAGUUUCCAAAAGCGCACUCGGAUUCACUUAUUUUCAUUUAUCUGCUUUGUUGCGCGUUGCGUCCAAGCACUGCACUCUCGGUCGCCGAACAUGCUGAGUCACCAGAAUCCUCAAUAUAUAUUUGUUCCGUGCUGGCGGACAAUUAAUAAAGGAAAAGGCACUGGCAGCGCAACGCGCGUUGAUGUCGGAAUCCGUGGCAAGGGCUUGGACCAGGAGGUGUUUGGGCCCAAGUAUACCGAACGCCAAUUCAGCAGCCCCAACAUUGACACUGCUGUCGAUAACAGGUGCUGGUACUGGACCAAAAUUUCGGCUGUCGCGAUUUCUGAUGGAAAGAGCGAAUCGGAUGAGACAAAGGCGUAUUUGCAACUUUUUUGGUAUGCUCGCAAUAUCUUCAAGUACCAGCAUUUUCGUCGGUUUGCAUGGGGCCUGGCUGUCAGCAACAGAGUCGUACAGGCAAGCAUUUUUGCUCCCAAUUUUGCAGCCGGGUCAGCUGAUAUGGACGUCAGGACCGCCAAGGGACGCAGAGAGUUUGUCCGACUUUUGGUUUACUGGUCAUUCAACACAACCUACGAGUGGGGCUUGGAUCCGCAUGUCCGUUACUAUCACGACAAAAACUACUUUAGGAUCCAAGUGCCAGUGGAGGAUGAUUGCGAUGACGGAUUGACAGGGCCCAGGAUGAAAACGUACUACAGCAACAAGGAUGUUUGCAGUGCGGAGUGGCUAUUUGGUCGCCGCACACGAUGCUUCUUGGCGACUGAUAUCGAGCCAACUGAUGAGAAGCCCAUCAGCGAGUUGGUACCAACGGUGUUCAUCAAGGAUGCGUGGACCGUGAUUAGAAAUAAUUCGGGCAUAGAUGUUUGCGAUGAAAUAGCUCAUCAGCGCAAGAUCACACAGACGCUCAAGCGCUAUCCGGAGCUUGCGGGCACAUAUACUGUGCUCGAAGCUGGUGGUCGAGUGGAAUACCAGUUAGGCAAUGACGAUGGCCAUACGGAGGAUACCACUUGCCAGAUUUUUGGCGACUUGCUCGAUAGACUCGGCGAUAAUGAAAACAGCCGCGAGGUGCUAGAGUGCGUGCACAAGCGCAUUGCCACGUCGCCGAUUGGCAUGAGCCUCACUUACGUGGAAUCCAUCCCGGAGCUGAUAAUCGUAGUUGCUGAUGCUAUGCGAGCACAUCGCGCUAUAUUCAAGCACUGCAACAUCUUGCACAGGGAUAUCUCAGAGGGAAACAUCUUAUUCCAGCGGCUGGAGGACGGCAGCGUCAAAGGUAUGCUGAUCGAUUUUGACCAUGCAAUUGAUGCCGGCUCCAUGGGAAGCGUUUCGGAUUCUUCGCAUGUCGGCACGGUUGCCUUUAUGAGCAUUAACAACCUUGAGGGCAAUGCCAAUCCGCGAACUGAGCUGGAUGACUGGGAGUCCAUCAUAUACGUGCUGCUCUGGGCCGGGGUAUUUGGGCUUCAGCGCGCUGCCAAAAAUGACACGCCGGCCACUGCCAAUGCGAAUAACCCGUCUUUAAUCGACUGUUGGAUGAAAAACAACGCUGAAUCCUUAGCCAAAGACAAACGCAAGUAUAUGCAUAGCAGCGAGAUGUUUACCUUGUAUACUGACAAGCUCAACAAGCGCGUUCAUCACUGGCAGGUGCUUAAAAAAUUGUUGGAAAAACUGCGCGACACACUUAUUGACAAUGUCAACCUCAACAAUCUCAACUACCGAUAUACGGGGGCUCAGGUCCGCAAGUAUAUGUGGCAGCCCGAUUGUGACCCAUUCGGAGAGCGCAGUUACGCGGCGAGGAGCAUAUCUAAAGAAAUGAUGCAAUAUUUGGAUGAAUGUGCAAAAGAGAGCAAAGAAAUGUGGACUGCCGAUAAAAUGCGUGCAAAUAGCAACUGGGCAGACAAGUCUGCCUAA
Messenger RNA from Kickxella alabastrina, 2616 nucleotides. RefSeq lists its product as uncharacterized. Lineage: Eukaryota; Fungi; Kickxellomycota; Kickxellomycetes; Kickxellales; Kickxellaceae. Gene Ontology annotation, biological process: protein phosphorylation. The record is from RefSeq and is a predicted model, not a curated record. Gene Ontology annotation, molecular function: protein kinase activity; ATP binding. Bases 1 to 2616 code for a protein of 871 amino acids. The transcript is spliced from 2 exons.